Ilex paraguariensis (yerba mate) is the source of this 444-nucleotide messenger RNA. The record is from the annotation of a GenBank genome assembly. Lineage: Eukaryota; Viridiplantae; Streptophyta; Magnoliopsida; Aquifoliales; Aquifoliaceae.
AUGCUGGGCAAGCGUCGAAGGCCUCCGAUGAUAAGGAGGACAACUAGCAUGACUGGGAUCACAGUUGAUAUGCCUGAUGUGGAGGCACCACCAUCUUUGGAUCAUCGGGAUAUGAUCAUAGGUGAUGUGAAGAAGAAGUUGGACGGACCAGAUCUUGAGCGUACUAUGGUGGGGCCAAGUGAGUAUAAUCACCGGUCGAUGGCACUGUUGUCACCCAGAUACCAUAUAAAGGGUUCAGGUGAUUACUCCACAGAGACUGCUCAUUUCUUGAGGACCUGUGGUCUCUGCAACCGCCGUUUGGCACCUGGUCGUGACAUCUUCAUGUACAGGGGGGACACUGCAUUUUGUAGCCUAGAGUGUAGGGAACAACAAAUGAAGCAAGACGAGAGAAAAGAGAAGUGCAGGGUGGCUGCUCUAAAGAAAGCUGAAAGCCAAAACAAAUGA